CAUCAUUCUACCCCGUCAUCAAGGUCUAAGCUAGGCGAGACAAAGUAUCUAGGUGGUGUUGGAGUGUUGGAGUGUUGGAUGACCCAGAGAUUUGGCCCCCUGGUAGUUAUAAUCAAUAUUACGUAUAACAUCUCCCACUCCUUUUCAACCCUUACCUCCUUCCUUUUAGCCCUUGCAUCCCAUUUCAAAAUUUAUUUGGCGUAUAAAAGUAAUUGUAAGGCCCAUUCAUGCCCAUCCAUGCAUUUAAGUCCGUCUAACUAUGUAGCCAGAUGUUGCAUAAUAUUGAUAGCUGCUCGCCUCACGAUCGUGGAAGCCUUGCACUAUGUCUAGACGAUUAUUCUAUAGUCUUUCUAUCUUAAUUUCCAUAUCAGCAUUGUUUCUUGCUCGGUUUAUAACUCUGAGCCCAAGUCCCAAGUCACCUCCUGUUGUCAUUGGUCGCGCAAAUGUUGUCUUGUUUCUCGUCAACAGCGAAGCUGGGUUAUCGAAUGUGUUCGUAGCAAUAGCAAAAUCUGUGCUGGAACAGCAUCCCGCGGUGACGAUACACUUUGUAUCAUUCGCACCCCUAGCACCUCAACUAGAGCGCAUUUCCUCGUAUAUUCGCGUCAAGAACCCAUCCAACCCCGCUCCAGAUAUCAGAUUGUCUGGCAGAAUAAUGUCCAACAUGGUCCAUCGAAUCACACUUGAUUUUUUAGCAAUUUGGUAUAUGUCAACUAAACGUGAGAGGUGAUUUUCAACCGCUAGAAGAAUGAAACCUACCUAAGUUGGUGCAAGGAGAGGCCAACUCAAAAACGCCCUUGGGGGCACCUGGUUCAGCUGGCUUGUAUUGUACAGGUACUUAGGUAAUUCAGGUAAGCCUCAAGUGCGGCUCAGGUUUAAAGCGGCGUUGCCUAGGUACCUAUGUACCUAUUUAUGUAAUAUACAAAAGUGGGCA
Molecule: messenger RNA, 931 nt
Organism: Daldinia decipiens
Lineage: Eukaryota; Fungi; Ascomycota; Sordariomycetes; Xylariales; Hypoxylaceae
Exons: 1
Coding region: 323-727 (134 amino acids)
Source: RefSeq, a predicted model, not a curated record